Molecule: messenger RNA, 1409 nt
Organism: Elaeis guineensis (African oil palm)
Lineage: Eukaryota; Viridiplantae; Streptophyta; Magnoliopsida; Arecales; Arecaceae
Product: 33 kDa ribonucleoprotein, chloroplastic
Biological process (GO): chloroplast rRNA processing
Cellular component (GO): chloroplast thylakoid membrane
Molecular function (GO): mRNA binding
Source: RefSeq, a predicted model, not a curated record
GACUGGGUACUACACUCCAGGAUAAGACACCGUAUCUAGGGGAGCUACAGGACGGAAGUCGGCAACUGCUUUGCCUCCCUCGGACGAUGGCCGCCGCCGCCGCUGCUACGUUCCGCUCACUCCUCCACGGCAUCCCAUCCUUUCCAUACCGCUCUCCCUCCGUCGCCGCUAUCCUUCCCGAAACCAAACUUAUCCCGGUAAAACCCCCCCUCAGAGCCAUCCUCCGCCUCCCUCUGCUCGCCCAGCACCGCUUCCUCCACGGCUCCGCCGCCACCUCCGCCGCUGCGGCGUACACCGACACUGACGGCUAUGAACCGGACGCCGGUGAGGAAGGGGAAGAAGGCGAAGACGAGGAGCAGCAGCCUCCGGCGACCAAGUCAGUGCCACCCCAGGCCGCGGCGCGCCUGUACGUCGGCAACCUCCCCUUCUCCAUGACCCCGGCCCAGGUGGCCGAGGUCUUUGGCCAAGCCGGCACCGUCGAGACCGUCGAGGUAAUCUAUGAUCGCGUCACCGACCGAAGCCGGGGCUUCGCCUUCGUCACCAUGGCCAGCGUGGAGGAAGCCAAUGAAGCCAUCCGGAUGUUCGACGGAUCUCAAGUGGGGGGCAGGAUAGUGAAGGUGAACUUUCCGGAGGUGCCGAGAGGAGGAGAGAGGGAGGUGAUGGGGCCGAGGAUGAGGAGCCGGGGGUACAUUGAUAGCCCUCACAAGAUAUAUGCUGGUAAUCUUGGAUGGACCGUCACCUCCGAGAAUCUGAGAAAUGCUUUUGCUGCGCAGCCUGGCUUUCUUAGUGCCAAGGUAAUCUUCGAGCGCGAUACCGGCAGGUCUAGGGGAUUCGGCUUCGUCUCCUUCGCAUCUGCCGAGGAGGCUCAGGCUGCCAUGGAAGCCAUGAAUGGAGUGGAGGUCGAAGGGCGGCCUUUACGAUUGAGUCCGGCAGUGGGGAAGCCGGCGGCCAGUCCUUUGCAGUACUCUGGAGUAGAGGCUGAUUCUCAAGAAGCUGAUGAGGCUUCUUUGGAGGAAUCUGAGAAAGAAGAAAGCUCAGUGCAGUCAAGCGUCAGCUACUGAAGAAUGGUUGGAUCGGUAGGGUUUCUAUGAUGCUUCAACGUAGUCCUACAAACUGAUGUGGUGAUUUGGAGGGUAUGGUGGUGUGUUAUGGAUGAAAAAAUUACAGAAUAUGAUGAACUUCUGAUAAAAAAAAUGGAAGGUCCAAUGUCCUGGUCAUUAUGCAUUGGAGAUAAUUUCAUAUUCAAAGGCCUCAGAAUGUUGGAAAUUAACUAGGAAAAUGUUUUUUACUUUCAAAUCUUAGUUGCGGUAUGGGUUAGGCAGUUUUGGUUCUGGGUUGGACAUGAAGAGACUGUAAUUUAAUUACUGUGGAUGCUCGCUGCUAAUCAAUAAAAAUAGUUCUUUUUCUCC